Columba livia (rock pigeon) is the source of this 1240-nucleotide messenger RNA. RefSeq names its product diablo IAP-binding mitochondrial protein (gene DIABLO). Gene Ontology annotation, cellular component: mitochondrion. NCBI's taxonomy places the organism in Eukaryota, Metazoa, Chordata, Aves, Columbiformes, Columbidae. Bases 82 to 795 code for a protein of 237 amino acids. The transcript has 6 exons. The record is from RefSeq and is a predicted model, not a curated record. Gene Ontology annotation, biological process: intrinsic apoptotic signaling pathway in response to oxidative stress; neuron apoptotic process.
CGGGAAACCCGGCCCCGCCCACUCCGCCCCCUCCCACCGCGACGCGCUGACGUAACUUCCCGCGCGCCAGCCGGUCCCAAGAUGGCGGCGGGCAGCCGGUGGCUCCGGAGCUGCUGUUCCCUGCUCAGACAAAGCUUCCCGGCCCUGGCGGGUGUGAGGAGCCGCUGCCUGAGCGGGCGGUGGCAGCGGAUGGCGGGCGUGGGGUUUGGAGUCGCCUUGUGCGCAGUGCCGGUGGCCGAGAAGCAGAACCCAAUUUCUCUCAGUAACGAUGCCUUGAUUAAAAGAGCGGUUUCUUUGGUAACAGACAGCACUUCUACGCUCCUCUCUCAAACCACGUACGCACUGAUUGAAGCAUUGACCGAGUACACAAAGGCAGUUUAUACGCUGGUGUCUCUCUACAAGCAAUACGCAAAUCUCCUCGGGAAGAUGAACUCGGAAGAGGUGGAUGCCAUCUGGCAGGUGGUCAUAGGAGCCAGAGUUGAUGUGACAACAAAGCAGCAGGAAUACCUCAGGCUGGAGUCCAGCUGGAUGACAGCGUUACGUCUGUCAGAGAUGGCAGCAGAAGCCGCGUAUCAAUCAGGUGCAGACCAAGCCUCAGUCACAGCCCGCAGCCACAUUCAGCUGGUGAAAUCGCAGGUGCAAGAGGUGCGACAGCUGUCCCAGAAAGCAGAGACCAAGUUAGCUGAAGCACAAACAGAAGAGCUCAUAAAAGCUCAAGGGGACGAUUCGUCGUUGCCACAGGGUGUUCUAGGAAACACAGAGACAGCUGAGGACCCUUAUCUUCGAGAGGACUGAAAAGAGCUUAAAUGUCCCUGAACAAUAUGUGAGAGUCAGUAGCAAAUUGAAGGGUCCCAAACUUUUAACUGUGUGAUGGUGGGAAACUGCUGCAAUAAGCCUAUGAUUCCAUUUUUUUCCCCAAACAGGAUUGCUUUACAAGUUACUUCCAAGUUUCUGAAAGGCCUUGAUCUUGUUUGUAACUUAUCAAGUUUGUAAUACCUAUGGAUUCAAUUAUUUAAAUGUUUAACUAUGCAAAUGUGAAAAGUGCUAUUGAGGAUAGCUUGUUGUUAAUUGUCUCUCUGCUGGGAGGGUCCUACUGCUCGUCUGAUGUGGUUGUGAGAGUUCUCUAACUUAGAGGGUAACUUGGUAUCAGCCAAAGAAUUGUGGUUCAAAAGUCAUUCUUUUUAACGUGUGCAGUAAAUUAUGUCUUUAGGAGAUACCUUCAUUAAACUGUGCAAAAACA